This is a messenger RNA of Acanthoscelides obtectus, 417 nucleotides long. The record is from the annotation of a GenBank genome assembly. Lineage: Eukaryota; Metazoa; Arthropoda; Insecta; Coleoptera; Chrysomelidae.
AUGGCCGUCUGGCCGCCGCCUCUUCUGCCCCCAUUGGCGGGGGCGGUCCGGGGGCGGCUGCACUUGGAGGCGGGGCUUGCAGCGGAGGCGCCGCGACGUCUACUAACGGCAGACGCCGUCUUCGUGCGGUGCAGACGCGUCGACGCCGAAAACGUCCGAAAACCGGAUCUCCUUUUUCCUACUACUACACCCAACACCGCGACGACUCUUUUUGGGGCACAAGGGCCGCUACAUACAACACACGAUAAUGGACUCUUCCUUUGCGUUUCUCAUCUUGAAGUGAUAUUCAACUCUAUUGCCGGAAUAAGUUUCCGGCAAUACCCACAGCUUAGUCUAAGAUCCACAGUCACUAUCCAACAUGGUGAUUGGCUGGUCCAUAGUACAGACAAACUUGUCGUCACCCUCCUGACGUCUUAG